CGGAAGUUGAACACGUCAGCCUGAAAAUUUCAAAAUAUUUGAAAAUUCAAACAUAUCUCACUGAAGUUCCAGGUUUUAAAGUUGUAAACAGGAAUUCAAAAUGGUUUUGAUGACAAUGAUAGCUAGGGUUGCUGAUGGCCUUCCACUAGCAGCAUCAGUUCAAGAAGAUGAACAGACUGGCAGGAACAUGAUGGAGCAUCAGAACCAAGCCAAAAGCCUUUUCAAGAAACUCAACAUGUCUUCCCCUUCAAGAUGCAGCUUAGAAUCUGGACCUGUAACAUUUCACUACCUUAUAGAAAGAGGAGCAGUAUUUUUGACAGUAUGCGACAAAUCAUUCUCUAAACGGUUAGCAUUUGCAUACUUAGAGGACCUACAAACAGAAUUUGUCUCACAAUACGGACAAAAAGUAGCCACAGUUUCAAGACCUUACAGCUUUAUAGAAUUUGACACAUAUAUGCAAAAAGCCAAGAAGUCCUACAUAGAUUCCAGAGCAAGAAGAAAUCUAGGUCAUCUUAAUACAGAGCUACAAGAUGUACAGAGAAUCAUGGUUCAGAACAUAGAUGAUGUAUUACAAAGGGGAGAAGCUCUUUCAGUGUUAGAUGACAAAUCCCGCAAUCUUUCAACUCUAUCACAGAAAUACAAAAAGGACGCUAAAUACCUAAAUCUUAGAUCAACUUAUGCCAAAGUUGGCGCAGCAGUGGUUAUAAUUGUUAUAUUUCUAUUGUAUAUGAGAUAUUGGUGGUUUUGAGAAGGAUUCCUAUUAGUUGAGAAGCACAGAAUAGGAUAUGAUUAAGAAUUGCCCAUAAAUGAAAUGUGUAUUUGGUCUGUUAGGGUUUCAAAGUCCCCUAUUGAUCUACAUGCCUGUUACAAACUUCGAGAUUGUUAUUAUAAGUAUAUACUGAUAAUUUAUACCGAAUACAGAAAUUUUUACCUUGGGGUUUAUGAUAAGCCUGUAUCCUUCUUUUUUAAGCUGACCCAAAUUGUUUUAAAUAAUACAGGUGUCAUUGUACUGUCAAUGUAUACUAUCUUCCAAUGUAUUUCUCACAUUCCUUCUCUGUCAAAAAAAUUAGUUAGUUCUUUACGAAACCUGUGUAAUGAGAGCAUUUUAUGAUGAGCACAUUAUAUUCUUACCGAGGUCAGGCCAGGUCACAUAAGGAGCUGGUAAAGCAGGAUUGUCCUGAAAUGUGAUUGGCCCAAUUUAUUUACUGUGAUGUGCGACAAAUUAGUUACCUAAAAUGUAAAAAUUCACAGAAUGUUGUGAUUAGUUUUAUUUAAUCUGCAAUUCUGUUUUUAUUUCUUCAUGAAAUUAUGAUAGAUUCUCUCUUUACUAGUCUUACUUAAGGUAGGUCAAGAACAAUUUAUCUUGCUAAUUAGCUUGUACCUGUAGACAUACAUUAUGGGCAGAGGUCCAACGUUUGUCAUCCUUUGCCCACCUUAAGUUUUGAGAAGGUCUUAUUAUAUUUGUUUAAAGUUAAUCCUUGAAGUAUAAAUCAUUCAAAAUUAUAAUGAGACUUGAGGGAAGUAAAGUGAUCACCAUGACAAUGUUGUCAUUCAUAUUCAUUUCAGUUUACCUAUAUAUCAUCAUGUUGCCAUAUCAUUAGCCUUUAAUAUAUUUAUAGUUAAUAUUUAUGAAUGUCAUGUAAUUACAUAUGCAGUAGUCUUGCAUCCUUCAUGGCUUAUCAAGGACAUAAACUGUUAUUGUGCACACUCUUAAAGUCUCUGGGCAUAGCUAGGAUUCUAAAAUAUGCGAGGCUUUAAAUAGGCAAGGAAAAGUUAGCCACAGAGGAUGUUAUCCUAUAUAGAACAUAAUUUUCAAUUUUUGGCAAGCUACACCUAUGGACUCAAGAUACUUGUCACUGGUAAAAGUAAAUAGUCCCAAACAAGGAGAAAGUUGGAAUGUGUCAUAUGUCCAUUACCGUCAAUGGUUAUGUAUGAUACAUGAUAUUUUGUUAAUUUUUAGUUACUGCACAUGAUGGUCUCUUCAGCAAUGAGACAACUAGGCUCUAUAUUCAGUCAUGUCAGUUAG
Messenger RNA from Owenia fusiformis, 2026 nucleotides. Lineage: Eukaryota; Metazoa; Annelida; Polychaeta; Sabellida; Oweniidae. The record is from the annotation of a GenBank genome assembly.